This is a messenger RNA of Nicotiana attenuata, 1451 nucleotides long. RefSeq names its product probable pectinesterase 8. The coding region runs from base 58 to 1278 and encodes 406 amino acids. The transcript has 5 exons. Gene Ontology annotation, molecular function: pectinesterase activity. Gene Ontology annotation, biological process: cell wall modification. NCBI's taxonomy places the organism in Eukaryota, Viridiplantae, Streptophyta, Magnoliopsida, Solanales, Solanaceae. The record is from RefSeq and is a predicted model, not a curated record.
CCUCAUCCUCUCAAUUAAUAUAUCUCCACCUUCUUUGUUUUAGCUCCAAUAAGAAAAAUGAAUAUUCCUAAAAGCAUAUAUUUCCCUCUUUCCAUAGCAAUUGUGGCCAUUUUGGCAUCAAUUUCCUUUAAGAUAUUUGAUCGUUUAACUUUGGAGGAAUUAUCAUCUCCUAUUAUCUCAAGAAUAAUUCACAGCAAUAUUCAACGAGGUCAUCAUCGUCAUCACCGUGAUGACAAAAAACAAUCAAUAUGUGACAAUUUCUCCCCAAAUUUCCCAACUAUAGAUCCUACUACAACCUCCAUUCUCUGUGUUGAUCAUAAUGGUUGCUGCAAUUUCACUGCAGUUCAAGCUGCUGUUGAUUCAGUUGGGAAUUUCAGCGCGACAAGGACCUUGAUUUGGAUAAACAGUGGCAUAUAUUUUGAAAAGGUCAUUAUUCCAAAAAACAAACCUAAUAUCACCUUUCAAGGGCAAGGGUAUACUUCAACAGCUAUUGUAUAUAAUGACAAUGCCAAUUCUUCACGUGGUACAUUUUACAGUGGCUCUGUCCAAGUAUUUUCCACCAACUUCAUCGCUAAGAAUAUAAGUUUCAUGAAUGUAGCUCCGAUUCCAGGGCCGGGGGCGGUAGGAGCACAAGCAGUGGCCAUUAGGAUAGGAGGAGACCAAGCUGCCUUCUGGGGUUGUGGAUUUUUUGGAGCUCAGGAUACCCUCCAUGACGAUAGGGGUCGCCAUUACUUCAAGGAAUGUUAUAUUCAAGGUUCCAUCGACUUCGUUUUUGGCAAUGGCAAAUCACUUUAUGAGAACUGCCAGUUAAUAUCAAUGGCGAGUCCAGGAUCGAGGUCGAUAAAUGGAGCAGUGACAGCACACGGCAGAGGUUCCAAAGAGGAAGACAGUGGAUUUGCGUUCGUAAACUGCAAUGUGGGAGGAAGUGGUAGGAUUUGGUUAGGCAGAGCAUGGAGGCCUUUCUCAACUGUAGUGUUUGCCAACACUUUUAUGACUGAUAUUAUCUCUCCAGACGGCUGGAGCGACCUCAAUGACCCUUCAAGAGACCAAAUGAGCACAGGACAAUCUUCUAUGGGGAGUAUAAUUGCUCAGGAGCAGGAUCAAAUAUGUCGCAGAGAGCACCAUAUGUUCAAAAGCUUAACGACACCCAAGCUCUUCCUUUCCUCAGCUCGUCUUUCAUUGAUGCUGAUCAAUGGCUACAGUCUUUCUCUAACUAGAAUAAUAUUCUUCUUUCAUAGACAUCAUUCUUCAAAUUAUUCUUUCUUAUUUUUAACUUGAUGUACGUACGAAUAUAUUACUUACUUUGCCUAAUAAUGUAUGCAUCAAACUGUAUUAUUUUCUGUAUACAGUGAUUUCUCCACAUUUCUUCAUCACGUGAAGAAGAUAUUGUUGUUGUAAUGUACAUUGUAUAUCAUUCUUUAGUAGAACAAAAUGAAUAUUCUAUUUAUAUU